Molecule: messenger RNA, 9436 nt
Organism: Zonotrichia albicollis (white-throated sparrow)
Lineage: Eukaryota; Metazoa; Chordata; Aves; Passeriformes; Passerellidae
Source: RefSeq, a predicted model, not a curated record
GGCAACGGGACGCGGAGCCGGGCGGCGGCGGCGGCCGCGGGUGCCUCACGCCAUGUCCCAGAUCCUGUGUGAGUGGCUCAACCGGGACGUGAAGCUGUCCCGGCGCAUCGUUCCAGGAUCAUUUCCAGAAGAAUUUUCUACUGGCUACCUCCUAGGAGAACUUCUGCACAAAUAUGGUCUUCAGGAUGACUUCAAACAAUUUUCACAGAACAGAGGUGCAGAUGCAAAAAUUAACAAUUUUUCUCGCCUGGAACCCACACUUCACCUUCUUGGUGUGCAAUUUAAUGAGAAUAUGGCCCAAGACAUCAUGACAAGACAGCAUGGGGCUGCGACAAAGCUUUUAUAUGAAUUGUAUAUUGCUUUAGAAAAAAAGAGGAAGGCAAAGCUCACUGGAGUAGUUGUGGGAGCAAUGAGACCUGCAGCAACUGCAAAGCUUACUGAGGGUAGAAAUCAAGAGCAUUACAUAGGAAGGAGACAAAAUGAAAUAAUGGCCAGGAUUCAAACAGCUACUAUACAGAUUCAAAAACAACCAUCAAGACCCACCAUAAAAUCUUCUGAAGCCAAAAAAAUCUUAAAGAAGAAAAGGGAAGCAGAGAACGUAUACAAGGAGAUAGAAAAGUUUGAGAAGUCUGUGACAGGAAAUGUCUCUGCAGUACAUGGCCAUGUGACCAACAGUGAUAUGCAAGAAUUAUUGCAAACACAGAAGUUUCCGGAAGCAAAUCUAGAAACUAUACCAGCGACAAGAACUGAGCUGUUAAAUAUUUAUUCAGAUGAUGAAUAUUUAAGGAAAAUUCAAAAACGUGUACAGGAAGAUACAUUCGCUAGAGAGCAACGAGCAAAGAGACGACGAAAAAUGCUAGUGGAUCAGUUAGCAAUACAUGAGAUUCAAGAGAAGGUUUACCGGGAGGAGCAGCUCAUUUACAGGCUAAUGAAACAAUCUCAGCAUGAGCGAAGGAUUGCUGCUCAACUCAUGCACGUUCGGCAUGAAAAAGAGGUGAUAAGGCAAAACAGAAUUUUCAGGGAAAAGCAAUAUGAAGAAAGACGGCAGAAGGAGUUCCAGGAAGCCCUUGACAGAGAAGCGGCUCUUGCAAAGCAAGUAACUAUUGAUAAUGAAGAAAAAAUAACCAGAGAAAGAAAAUACCAUGAGAAAAUUGCUGCUGAAAGAGCUCAGGCACGCUAUAAAAAGCAUUAUUCUAUGUGUUGGGAAAUGAUAGACCAAGUCAUUGAUAUAUCGACAAAAGUAGGAGAAUAUCGUCAACUGACAAACAACCGUGUUCCACUUAAACUGAUGCUGGAUUGGAAGGAACUUUUUUUUAAAGGAAAACCAAUAUAUGAACAAGCCUCAAUUCAACCUUUGUCAGAUGAACCUAGCCCAGAACAACUUGUAGAGCUGAAUAAAAUCAGUCUGUUAGAUGAAAAAGAUUAUGGUGAAUACAAGAGUAUGACAGGGGAAUGGAGCCCAGCUGAAGAGAACAGUGAAAACAAACCUCCUCCUAAUAAUAACAUAUUGGGUCAUAUACUUCGUAGACUGAUGGAAAUGUUCUAUCCUCCAAAACCCAAAUCUUCACGUGAAUUUCCUUCAUUUCCUGUCAAGGGAUGUGUUUUGGGAAAAAUGUUUAGUGGAAAAACUACCUGUGCAAAGUUUAUUGAAAAAGUUUGCAAUAUUCAGGUACUAUCUGUUGGUACUCUGGUUCAGGAGGCCAUUGAAGCUUUUCUUAAUAAUGAAAUGAAAAGUGAAUCCAGCAUAAUAUCACAGGAAGCAGAGAGUUCUGGAGAGCAAAAUGAGGACCAGGAGAACUUACCAAAUUCACCACCAAAUCUAGAGGAGCUUGAAACCACAGCCGCACAACUUACCACAGAACUUACCACAGAACCCAGCUCGGAACUUACCAUAGAACUUACCACAGAACCCAGCACGGAACUUAGCACAGAACCGACCACAGAACUUACCAUAGAACUUACCACAGAACCCACCACAGAACCCACCACAGAACCCACCACAGAACUUGACACAGACAAUUGUCCUGUUGAAAAGGAUACAUCCCAGGAAGAAAUCCAGGAAGAAUUUGAAUUGGAUAGCAGUCAGGAUGGCCUAUCCAAGCUGUCGGUGCGUGCUAAACUUGGUGCUGAAUUACAGAAAUGGCUGAAGAACGGAAAAAGUGUUCCCGAUGAAUUACUAAUUGACAUCCUAUUGGAAGCCAUUACCCAAAUAUCACCAGAGAAGGGGUGGAUUGUGGAGGGGUUUCCAAUGACAAUCAAUCAGGCAAAGCUAUUUGAAAAAUCCUAUACAGGGAUUGAUGUAGAAGCAAAAGAUCCAAUUUCUGAAAAGCUGUCCCUUGCUAUAGAUCCCAGAGCCCCUACCCAGCCUCCUCCUACCUCACCUGCAUUUGAUGUUUCUAUAUUAUUGGAUAUUUCAGACAGUUUGGUACUGGAACGUGCAGCUAACGUGAAGUUUUUCCACACAGUUGAUGAAAGAAAGGCUUCUCAGUCUGAACAGAGCAGCAAUCAAAAUUCAGAUUCUGAAAUCCUAGAAGAAAAUAUUGACUUGGCCAGGGAGCAGGUGCUACAUAGGAUUUCAGGCUUCCUAAAGACAUGGCCAAAAUUAGAGAAAUGGUUUUCAGUCCAACAAAACAAUCUAGUGAAAGUAAAUGCAGAGACAGAAGAAAGUCUUGUGUGUGAAACAGUGAAGGAAAUUAUAAUAGAAGAAAUUGUGAAAAAUCAGGAUAGAAGGUCUGCUGAAGAAAUACCACCACCACCACCAGAAGAAGAAGAGGUUUUACCAGUUACAGAUGAAGAAGAGGUUUUACCAGUCACAAAGGAAGAAGAAAAGGUUUUACCAGUUACAGAUCAGUCUCCUUCCUCAUCUGAGGCACCACCAGUGAUUGAACCAGGAUCGGAUGAAUGGAUUUAUGUAGAGGAACCACUUCCCCGGGAGAUGAUUGAUUUUUUAGUACCUUACUGGGAAGUGGUAGAAAAUACAUAUAUGAGUACGAUCAAAACUGUACUUAGAUGUCUAAGGGAUGAACAGUACACUAUAAUUCAUUACACAGCAGAUAUUAGAAAAAAAUUUCAAGAUUAUUUGAAACGUCCACAUCUUAAGCAGGAGUUUGUAUCUCUAUGGCAAGCAGAUUUUAAUUCAAUAUCUAAUGAACUGCAAGAUGAUGAGGAAACAAAAGCUGAACUACACCAAAGGGUUACUGACCUAAGAGAUCUUCUCUGGGAUAUCUGUAACACUAGAAGGGAAGAGGCAGAGCUGGAACGUACUGGUAUCAUGAAUGAAGGGUGGUUACCAGAUCGUAGGGGGAUUGCAAUGAACCAUUUCUUUACAAUUAUGCAGGCUGAACUGGAUCGUUUCCAAGAUACAAAGAGACUUCUUCAUGACUAUUAUAGGGCAAUGGAAGGAAAAAUCCCAACAGAAGACACUCAGGAUUUUACUAGAAUCCCAUUGUUAGAUAUUAUUAAUGGAGAGCAGAAGGAAGAUCAAGUUGAACCAAGAAGGAUUCCUCUAGUUUCUUUGAAAACACCUACACCAAGUAAUACAGAGUCAGAAAAGAGUGGAACUAAGAAGAGGAGUCUUAAGGAUAACAGAUCUGAAAAUGAAGUGCCCACUUGCAGGGAUGAUAAAACUCUUGUCAUUGAUGCAUGGCAAGCAGCAGUAACAGCAGUAUCAGAUAUGGUAACAGCUGAAAUAGAGUUUAGAGAAAUGGAGGAAGAAAAUGAACGUCAGCUAAAACAGAAAUCUUCAAAAUCUUCAAAAGGGGCUGGGAGAGAUACCAAAGCUGCCAAAAAUGCAUCUUCCAAAUCACCUCCUAAAAAAAAAGGAGCAAAAGCCACUCCAACUCCUAUAGACCCAGAAGAAUUAAGGAAAGAAGAACUGGCAGUUAAAAUAAAGCAAGAAUAUUUCAGUGCCUUGAAACAGGAGGAGGCAGCCACAAAAUCUCGGCUAGAACUUGUAAAAGAAAAAGCUUUAGCAUUUCUUGAGGAUCUAAAAUUUAAAGCAGAAGAGGCUUAUAAAGAUAUGGAAAAGUGGCUUGGAUCCACCUUCUUGGAGGAAAGAUCAAGUGUUGAAAGACUGGUAGAGGUUGCACGACAUCAUAUUGAGAGUGCUAGCAAAAUCUUAUAUGAAAUGACUUUAGAAGGAACAGAUUUCUUCAUCAACGGUGAUGUAAAAAUGGUUCCUGACCCUAUUCCUGACCCUGAUCCUCCACCAGAAUUUCAACGCAUAGAAACCUCUGAAAGCAGUACUCUAACUAUUUCACAACUUACAACACUUCAUACACAGUUUCUGCAGCUGGCACCUAAAGCCAUAAAAGCACUGAAGCAAUUUAAAAGCAAGACUAAUUCUUCUAGCAACAGAGAAGUUGGUGACAGAGGGAAAGAGAAGAAAGAUUUGGAACGUCAGAAAACAAAGAGGAAUCAUCAGUUUCCAAAAAUGUGGCUAACAAAAUACUCCUGGUUAAAAUAUGAUGAAGAAAGAGGAAUAAUGUUUUGUGUACCAUGUCGUAAACAUAAUGUGGAUUUGGGGGAAAAUAUCCAUAAUUUUUGUUCUGGCACUGAUGACUUCAAACUUGAAUUUAUAAACACACACCAGAGUAGUGAAGCUCAUGCUUGGGCUACCUGCAUGGAAGCUGCCAGUUCUGCUUCACCAGAUACAGCUUCUGCUGAGCAGAUGUUGAAGAGCAUGAACUCCAUAACAUUGGGUAGAGUAGAAAAUAUUUUUAGAAGAUAUCACGCUAUUGCUAAAUCUGGCUCUUCCUAUACAGACCCUGAUGGAAUGGGCAAACCACAUAAAAUUUAACAUGACCUUUCUCAGGCAUGCCCUUCUGAAGACUUCCCUACAGAGGCAGAACAGAUCCAUCUUCCCAUUCCUGAUUAUUAAUUGCAUGAAUUAGUCUUCCCAUAACAAGUACUCUUACAGACAGGAUGUGAUUAGUACGCUUCACAGCUUGAACUACUUUUUAUUUCCCUGUAAGAAUAUUUUUAAGGGUUGCCAUAAGAUUACUAUAUCUUGAUUUUUUUAGUCUAGGAGCUGAGAAUGAGUAUGGUUUAGAGAAUAUUUACUUUCAUAAUUCUACAUAUUCUAAAUGUGCCUUUCUACUUGAUAAUUUCAAAAGGUAAAGCAUACCAACAGAAUAUAUUUCUGCCAUCAAAGAAAUAGCAAUGAUUUAUAUCAAAAAAUAGCUAAAAUGAAAUCAUUAAAGAUCCUUCUUGGUUCCUCCAACAGCAAAUGAGGAUUUACUACAGGUAGUUUGGGAGAAAUUAAUAUGAGGCUGCUCACCUUUGAAUCAAUCAUGUGCUAAAUCAAGAUAACUCUACUUUCAAUUUAAAAUGUAUGUAGUAAUACCAAUACCCCACACCCUACUGCACUCUCCGCUCUGCUCUGUACUGUAUGCUAUGCUGUACUAUAUCACACAAAUGCACACAUAUAUGUACGUACAGUCUCUUUGGUGUUUUGCAUAGAUGUUCAUGCUUCUUCUGGGUAUAAAUAAUGUGUCAGAAAUGGAGUAGGUUUUGAAGGAAUGCCUCAUUAAAGCAUAUUGGUCCGCUCCAGUAGAGUUAAUUUGUGUCAGAAAUAGAAAUCAGUACUGUGCAUUGUAUAAAAUAUCUGAACUUGUGAUUUCACAGUCAAAAAAAUAUGUUUAGAUGUACUUUGCCUAAUAAGCAACAGGGUAUAUAUUUCAUGGAUUACCUUAUUAAAUAUGUGGCUUGUUAUAUAUUAGAAUUGUGGAUUCAAGAAUUUUCUUUCAAAUCACAUAAUACCAAGAGAGUUCUUUUCCCUCAAAGUUUUCAAAUGGAGAUUUCUAACUAUGUUGAGAUUAGAAAAAGUUUGAAAAUGUGUCCUAAGGAUGUCCAACAGGUGAAAACAGAAAAAAGAAAGAAAGAAAAACCAAAAAAUGGUGGUUCUGUAUCUGUAACACUAAACUCACCUCCACGAUGCAGGGCAGGGGCAUGUUUUCUCAUACUCUUCAUCCAUGAAACUAGUGGAAUUCCUUCCACCUCACAUCUCAGGAGUUAUAUUCUAAGCCUGUGAUUAUUCGUGCUGCUUUCUUUUGGGCAAUCUUUAGUUUACAUCCAUCCUUCUUGAUCUAGAAUUUCUGAAGUUGUAUUAUAGCAGAGGCCUUAACAUCUGGAAAAAAAAGGAUUAUUUCCAAUGACUUCCCAUGUACUUUCUCAUAUUAUUGUAGUCUGCUAUAAUCCUUAGAGACUUUUCUGUAGAAAUUUUACUUUAGCAGUAAGAUUCCCUUUGGGACAUUCGUUCAGUUCAUUAUGUCAGCCCAGUGGGGCACUUGACAUUUAUCUUUAUUAGGUAGUGUCGUUUUAUUCUGGAGUUUAUCUCAAAUUUUUAAAGUUCACUUUGAAUUCUAAUCUUGUUCUCCAAUGUGCUAGCAGUCUGCUGCUGAAUUGUUUUAUGUACAUUGCAAUAAAUGUAUCAAUUUGUGCAGUCCAUUUCCAGAAAGUACUUUGAUCUGUUUCUGGUGAAAUUACCUACUGACCCUGAUCAUCUCUCCAGGUUUUCAAAAUCUACAUGAAUACUGAUUCUUUUUACAAGAUGCCUGCUGCUCCUUCUAAUUAAAAAUGUUUAAUUUUCUAUUCAGUCUCCUACAUUAUUCAACUGAAACUUAUUAGGUUUGGUUUCUUUUAUUUUGUACUUAUAAAAGGAUUUUGUAAAGAGCAUACCUGUUUUGAAAUGAAUCUUUCUAAGUGGAAAAAGCCAGUUCUGGGAAUUGUCUUCCUUUUUCCUUCCUAGGGGACAUUAUUUUCUUUCACUGCUUGCAGUGUACCAUUUGCAGACGCCAGUAUUCUUUUCUGGGUACCAUCUGUGUUGCUGCCCACUCUCAGCAUCUCUUCAUGAUUAUGGAGCACUGAUAGCCCUUGAGAUUAAAUGAUGAAUCACCUAUUGUCUGGUAUUGUAAUCAGAUACUCAAAACCAGUUCUGUUCUCUGUGAUAUAUUCCCAAAUCCACUAAGUCUAAACAAAGAUCCUAAAAACACAGUGAUGAUAAUAUUUCAUCCCUCAUGUUUAUGUGGGAUUUCUUCUGAGACUCCCUCCUUUCUCUUACAUAUAUCAGUAAGGAGGAAUUAAGUUGGUCCAUUUGGAACUACUAUAACUUUGGAAUUAUCCCUCAUCAGAUGUUUCAGGAGGAGGUAGUAAAGUAAAAGAAAUAGCCCUACAUCACAUCAGGAAUUCCAUAGUUAAUAUAAACAAUUACAUAGUUUAUGUAAAUUGUGAUUUAGAUUGCAAUCCUUUAAUCCCAUCUCAGAAUCUCAGACAUUAGUUUUGCAAGUUCUUGAAAUUCUAUGUCCCUCAGAUACUUUUAGCGUAUGUUUCUGAAGUCAUGUAGCUUCAAAAAAGUGAUAUUAGGAUAUUAGUAUCCUUUUAGAAUUCUGUGAAGAAAAUCAAAAUUAAAUUUCUUUUCAGGAAGUCAGAAAAUCAUAAGACAUACAGGAACUACAUCUUUUAUUGUCAUGUAAAGAGAUCAUGGUGGGAAUUGAACAGUUUAAAACAUAAGAUAGUGUGACAGAAAGCCAGUGAUCAAAUGGAAAGGGAAAUGUUUAGCAAAAAUUAUUAGCUGGGCUCUUUAUGAUAAAGCACUGGUAGUGCAAAGAAGAUGUAAAAAUUUUCCCUGAUAUUUUUUGUUGUUCACUGGCUUCUUCAUGCACCCUAGCCUGUUUUCCCUGUGAAUCACUAAAAUGUUACCUGGCUUAUGGAAUCUUAGAGGAAGUGUCCCAGUAAUGAUGGUCCAGUGAUGCAGACUUAAUUGUGCUAUAUGAAAAUAAUCUGAUUCCUGAGGAUUGAAUUUUUCAUGAAAAAAACAAAUUUCUCUUUACCCUAAAUUGAUUAUAUUAGCAAUCCAAGGUGCUUCAGGAAACAGCCCAUGAUAUGCUGUUCUUCUAAAAACAUCUUUAUAGAAGAUGUUCUUUCUCAAUGCAGAUAACUCAAAAACUUUCAAGACAUCAGAACACUGUUACCGGUCUGACAGUAUUUUUUCCCCAGCUUUUGCUUUCAUGCUAAAAUUUGGGGGAGGAUAUGAAGGCUUCAAGUCCAGGUGUUUCUCCCUUCCUUCUUUCUGUCCCAACAGACCCAAAUCUAUUUUUGUCUUCUUCUCUCCAAGUUUAUAUACAUGUAGGAUUUCUCUGCUGUAUUAAGAUUUCUCUGCUGUAUUAGGAUUUCUCUGAGGCCAUUAAUCCUAGUUUUCCUGAUUGGAGAUAAACAGGUCUACAGAGAUGCAGACUAUUCAUUCAAAUUGGCAACUUGAUUUUGAAUAAUGACACAAUGAAAUUAAUACUCAAGCAGGUUAUUUAUAGUUAUCACAUAUCUUUUUCAUAAAAUUUAAUUACGUGUCACUGUUUCACUUUAAACAAAGUUUCUUAGCCAUAGAAUGUGCACAGCUUUGCCUUUUCAAAUGGACAAGAAGUUUGACUGGAAAAAGGAAAAAAAUAAUUAAGUCUUCCCAGCAUUUCACUGAUUGUGUUUGCUUAUAAAGGUAAUCUGAAAAGUCCUGUUUUGAUGCCAUGGAAUUGAUCACAACCUGACCAAAUAGGCUUUGUGUCUCAAAAUUUAAAUAGCUUGAAACUUAUUUUACAUUUUUUGUUGUUACUGCAGAGGUUUUGCAGUGAACUCUCAGUGACCCAGCAAAGUCAGUUUCUGAAAUAAGAGAUUAAUUUCUGGUUUUAAUUUUUUUUUUUUUUACAUAAUUUUGUGCUUUGAUUCCAUGAAGCACAAAAUUUGAAUUUUCUGUUUGCUCAUAAGCAAAUCUAUUCCUGCUUUAAAAAAUCUACUCCUGCUGCACUUAACUGAUUUUUUCUUAGGAUUGCUUUAAAAAUAAAAUUAACAGAGCUAUUUCUAACUCCCGCAUGUGAAUUCGGAGAAGCUUUUCAAACAGUUGAAUUUUGUUUCAGAAUUCAACAGACAACCGUGCAUGUUUUCUACCCUAUCCUCUAGUUUACGCUUGCUUUAAAGAGGGAAGAUGGAUUUAUGAUUGAUUAAAAUAAAGCAAAGUGGAAGAAAAUGUUGGCAGGUAUUCAGUACACAUAACUCUGAGAGAUUGGUGUCUGUGAAUGCUCAUUAACUGUCAGUGCAGACCAUGUGAGGAUAGAUUAGUGAUCUUAAUGCAGAUCAGGACAAGUACCAGAAGAAUUGCAGUGCAGUGAAAUAUUUUAAGUUUUGCUAUUAGAUGGGUCACAUAUGAUUAAUUUUAAAUAAGGAGAUUUUAUGUUUGGUUUGGAAAAUAUUAGCAUUAUCUAUAGUGCAUAAUAGGAAAGUAAGUAACUUUCUCAUAUUGCCGUUAAAUUUUUUAACAGAAGAGGUCUAUCUAAAGUCUAAACAUAUUUCUAUAUUGAUUUUUAUUAGGUUUUGUACUAAAGAAAGUAUUUAUUGAAACUGUUAGUGGCUUGGUUAAUUUGAAUCUUGGAAUAAAUUGCUACCCUGAUGCAUG